Trichoderma gamsii is the source of this 378-nucleotide messenger RNA. RefSeq lists its product as hypothetical. Bases 1 to 378 code for a protein of 125 amino acids. The transcript is spliced from 2 exons. Lineage: Eukaryota; Fungi; Ascomycota; Sordariomycetes; Hypocreales; Hypocreaceae. The record is from RefSeq and is a predicted model, not a curated record.
AUGGAUCUACAAGACUCAGUGGUGGCUGCGUCUAAAAUCCUCCCCAGCCGCCAUCAAAGUACCGAGACCUCGACUACCGUACUGCUGGCUGUAUUAGUCUUGUUCGACGGCAGCACGUCCAUUGUUAUUGUCCAUCAUCUCCCAUUUUGGGACAGGCCUCUCACGCUCCAGAGACAGCGCGCCGUUGCUAGGCAAGCGCGCAGCAUUCCGUUCCAAGUUCUUCCUCAUACGCAAAUCGCACCCGCGGUACUUGUGCCCGACAGCCUGCACGAACCCCCGGCCAGCGCUUGGCGUGCCUGGCGCCAGCGGCCCACCGCAGGUCUUGCCCAGCAGGCUCUAGGAACGCAGCGCACCGGAGAACGGAACUCGAGGCACUAA